Messenger RNA from Cladophialophora yegresii CBS 114405, 4662 nucleotides. RefSeq names its product sulfite reductase (ferredoxin). Gene Ontology annotation, cellular component: sulfite reductase complex (NADPH). Gene Ontology annotation, biological process: sulfate assimilation. The coding region runs from base 1 to 4662 and encodes 1553 amino acids. The record is from RefSeq and is a predicted model, not a curated record. Lineage: Eukaryota; Fungi; Ascomycota; Eurotiomycetes; Chaetothyriales; Herpotrichiellaceae. The transcript has 2 exons. Gene Ontology annotation, molecular function: sulfite reductase (ferredoxin) activity; FMN binding; heme binding.
AUGGGGUCCGUUGCAAGCCCCGCAGAGGCCGUCGCGAGAAUCGCCUACCUCGCCAGCGAUGUCGUCCUCUCCGUCCAGCCGUCGUUGAGCACCGAAUCCGAGUUCUCCUACCAUUUCUCCCGGUUCAAGGCGAACAAUUCCAAGAACUUCGUCUCCAAGACCCUACCCGAAAUAGUCCCUGUACGACAGAAUGCAGACCCUCUUCUGUCGGCGUAUACGCCUCUUCGAGCCGGCAAGCUGGUAUCAGUCACGACAUCCUCAUCCAUACUACUGAACUCAGUGCCGCAUCUGUACAAGCUUGCUCAAUAUCCCGUUGUUCUGCAUGUGGCGCUGGCGACUCCUCACGCAGACUUCUCAGAAAUUAGCUCCAUCCGACAAUCUGGUUUCACGUUUUUACAGUCAGAAACCCUUCAAGAGGCGCAAGAUAUCGCAUUAUCGGCGCAUGCUCUUGCUGUCAGGAGUGGAAAAGGUGUUAUACAUUUUUGGGACCCCAGCAAUUCUCUGGGGGAUAAUCCUAUAGCGGCCGAAAGUCGGGAAUUGAUCCAAGCACUGCUUGAAAACGGCGUUCGUGGGAAGGCUUCUCACUUGGGCGAGGUCGAGCAGACACUCUACACCAGCAACGGAAGGACAGCCACUGUCAGUGAUCUUGGGCUGCCAGCUGUUGCUCAGCAGGAUUCCGCGCCAACCUCUCGUGAGGCUCUGUCACCCGUUUCUGUUCCGGUGUCGUCCACGAAUGGUCACACGGAGGUCUCGUCAGCGGCUUCUACGUCCUCACGGCGGGACAGCUCGUCCGGUCACACUGAUCCGUCAUCGGUCGCAACGUCGGUAGAGACACCAGUCGCCAGGGCUAUAAACGCCACAGAUAUAUUCACCUAUAUCAGUGAAAUCUGGGCGGCCGUCUCCCACAUAACCGGGCGAAGCUAUUCCGCAAUCGAAUAUUCCGGUCCCCCAGAUGCCGAGGCCGCGCUUUUCGUGUUCGGGUCGACGGGAGUAUUUGUUGACGUGCUUGACGCCGACGAUGUGCCUGUGGAAUUGACGAACCUGGGUAUCAUCACUGCUCGGCUAUAUCGUCCCUGGCUGGGCAGCGCUGUUCUUCUAGAUUCGAUUCCCAAGACAAUCACCAGGAUUGCAGUAUUGGAACAAAUUAAGCGAAAAACCACCAGGUGGGGGCCUUCUUUCCUGGACCUGCUCUCCAGCUUGAGUCCCAGUGGCGGAAAGAGUACUAUCUCCUUGGUGCAGUAUCGGCUUGGCCAUAUCAACGCAUCAACGGCACUGCAAGCGCUGAAGGGAAUAUUUCAGAACCUGGCGCCACCUACUACACCUCGAAAGCACUCCCGACGUCGGGGCCGAUCACAGGCGGCCCUCCUUUCGAUUCAGAAUUUGACUAUUGGCAAUGAGGUUGAACCUGUCAUUGACACUUUCAUCCCGGAGCAGCCCGAGCUAGAAAACGCCUACCUUAAGAUCCUUGAUCAACUAUUCAGCAACAGACUCUACAUUGCAAAUCGACUCAGCGAGAAGAACGCCGGUGUCUCUGCUACCCUCGCAACAUCGCCUGAGUAUGGCUUUGGUUCUCUCCUUGCCCGGACUGAGCGGCGCCAGCAGUUCAUAAGGGAAGCGGAGGAAGCCGCUCGCAGCAACCAAUUCAUCACCGAAGCACCCAAGCAAUGGUUGUCAAGAUGGGCACUCAACGCCAACGACUCUUCGAAGGCGAACGAAUAUGCUCCGGAAGUGAUUGCUCGCUUGUCCAAUGAUGGCACGAGGCUAGCUGGGUCGCUGUUGGACAAGAAAGCCUUUUUCUUCCAAGAGGCGCAGUGGCUUAUCGGUUCAGAUGCCUGGGCCUACGAUCUAGGCAAUUCUGGUGUUCACCACGUUCUGGCAUCGGGCGCUAAUGUCAACAUGCUCAUCAUUGACUCCGAGCCGUAUUCCGAGAGGACCGCAGCAGAUUCGAUGAGACGCAAGAAAGACAUCGGACUUUACGCUAUGAACUUCGGCAAUGCCUACGUUGCCUCUGUUGCAGUGUACAGUUCUUACACGCAAGUGUUGCAAGCCUUUAUUGAGGCCGAGAAGUUCAACGGUCCUUCAAUAGUCUUGGCCUAUCUACCCUACAACAAGGAGAACGACUCUCCACUAUCAGUCUUGCAAGACACCAAAAAGGCAGUUGACAUGGGCUACUGGCCACUGUACCGCUGGAAUCCAUCCAACGAAGGCAAGGGAGAGCCGACCUUCUCCCUCGAUUCUGAAAGGAUCAAGCGAGAGCUGGAGGAGUUCCUUCGACGGGAUAACCAAUUGACGCAAGUCAUGAACCGCCACCCACAGUUCGCUGCAAGCCUCUCAGAGUCAUAUGGCUCCGAAGUGCGCAAGCUGCAGAAACGUAAGGCUAAGGAUGCUUACGAGCAGAUGCUCGAGGGUCUGUACGGGGCACCGUUGACGAUCUUGUUCGCUUCAGAUAAUGGCAACGCGGAAAACCUUGCCAAGAGGCUAGGUAACCGUGGAAAAGCGCGGGGGUUGAAGACGAUGGUGUUCGCCAUGGACGACUAUCCAUUGGAGGAUCUGCCGAACGAAGAAAACGUCGUCUUCAUCACCAGCACGGCUGGCCAGGGUGAAUUCCCGCAGAACGGCCAUGCUUUCUGGAAGGCCAUCAAAGAUGCCACAGAUCUCGAUCUGUCCAAUACCCAUUACUCAGUUUUCGCCCUCGGAGACAGCCAUUACUGGCCCCGGAAAGAGGACAAGAUCUUCUACAACAAGCCUGGAAAGGACCUUGACGCCCAAUUGAAGUUCUUGGCAGGAAAGGAACUGACGGCAAUCGGCUUGGGUGAUGAUCAGGACCCAGACGGGUUCCAGACUGGUUAUCAGGAGUGGGAGCCUCGGCUCUGGCAAGCAUUGAAUGUCGCCAACGUCGAAGGCCUUCCAGAAGAGCCUCCGCCAUUGACCAACGAAGACAUCAAAAUCGCGUCCAACUAUCUUCGAGGCACCAUUGCGGAAGGACUCGAAGACACAUCAACUGGCGCGAUCUCCGCGUCGGACCAACAACUCACCAAGUUUCAUGGCACUUACAUGCAAGACGACCGUGAUUUGCGGGAUGAACGCAAAGCACAGGGUCUUGAGCCAGCCUAUUCGUUCAUGAUCAGAUGUCGACUGCCCGGCGGUGUUGCCACUCCGUCACAAUGGCAGCAAAUGGACACCAUCGCAUCAGCUCACGGCAACGAGACCAUGAAACUCACCACAAGACAAACCUUCCAAUUUCAUGGAGUUAUCAAGUCAAAGCUCCGACCAGCUAUGCGAGCCAUCAACAAAGCACUCAUGACCACCAUCGCAGCAUGCGGAGACGUCAACAGAAAUGUCAUGUGCUCGAGUCUUCCCACCAUGUCCGAGUACCACCACGAGGUCCACGCCGUGUCGAAGAGGAUUUCCGACCACCUCCUGCCCUCAACCACGGCGUAUCACGAAAUCUGGCUGAAAGAUGACGCGACCGGCGAGAAGACCCAGGUUGCCGGCGAUGCCGUGCAAGACUUUGAACCCCUCUAUGGCCCAACCUACCUGCCUCGAAAGUUCAAGAUUUCCAUCGCCAUCCCGCCUCACAAUGACACGGAUGUGUAUGCCCACGACAUUGGUCUGAUCGCCAUUCGUACCAAGGACAACAAGCACCUCGAGGGCUUCAACGUCCUCGCCGGAGGAGGCAUGGGUGUGACGCACAACAACAAGAAGACGUACCCCCGCCUGGGCUAUAUGAUGGGCUACGUCCCCGCCGACAAAGUCCACCUGGCGUGUGAGAAGAUCAUGCUGGUCCAGCGCGACCACGGCGAUCGGAAGAACCGCAAGCACGCGCGCCUGAAGUACACCAUGGACGACAUGGGCAACGAAGUCUUCAAAGCGAAGGUCCAAGACCUGCUGGACCCACUGAAGAUCAAAUUCGAAGCACCUCGACCGUUCAAGUUCGAUUCCAACAUCGACACCUUCGGCUGGACAAAGGACGAGCAUGGUCUCAACCACUUCACAUUCUUCAUCGAGAACGGCCGCGUCGAAGACACAGCCGAGUUCCCCAUGCGUACCGGCCUGCGCGAAAUCGCGAAGAUCCACAAAGGCGAGUUCCGCCUGACCGGGAAUCAACACCUGACGCUCUCCAACGUGACGGACGAAGCGAAACCCCAAAUCGCAGAGCUCAUGAAGAAGUACAAGCUGGACAACACGCAGUUUUCGGGCAUGCGACUGUCCUCUUCCGCGUGCGUGGCUUUUCCGACUUGCGGUCUCGCCAUGGCCGAGUCAGAGCGCUACCUGCCGGAGCUGAUCACCAAGCUGGAGGCCUGUCUGGAAGAGAACGGUCUGGCGCAGGACAGCAUCGUCAUGCGCAUGACGGGUUGUCCUAACGGAUGCGCUCGCCCGUGGGUCGCCGAGGCGGCGUUCGUGGGUAAAGCCUACGGUGCCUAUAACAUGUACCUGGGUGGUGGGUAUCACGGGCAGAGGUUGAACAAGCUGUACAGGAGCAGUAUCAAGGAGGACGAGAUCCUGGAGAUCAUGAGGGGAUUGCUGGCGAGGUAUUCCAAGGAGAGGAACGCCGGCGAGAGGUUUGGAGACUGGACCAUCAGGGCGGGGGUCAUCAAUGAGACGACCGAGGGGAAGAACUUCCAUGAGAACACGGCCGAGGAGGAGAGUGAUGGGGAGUAG